GGGGCUCUCACCUUUGUUAGGGAUGGAAUCAAAUCCCACCCAUGACGGGGAUGACACCUCGGAGAAGCUGUCACCGCCAAUGGUGGACCAGCCGGAGUCGUCGUCACCCUCUCCGUCUUCCCCGCAGGCGCUACAAAUGAAAGAAGAGGCCAUGGACGCGGAGCAAGGCGUUGACAUGUCCCUUCCCGUGAACGUUAUUCCGAUGCCUCUGACGGUGGCGAAGAGGCCCUCCAAGGACCGACACACGAAGGUGGAGGGGCGUGGCCGCAGAAUCCGGAUGCCGGCUACAUGCGCCGCCAGGAUCUUCCAGCUGACGCGCGAGCUGGGGCACAAGUCGGACGGAGAAACAAUCCGAUGGCUUCUGGAGCACGCUGAGCCCGCUAUCAUCGAGGCCACCGGAACCGGCACCGUUCCGGCGAUCGCGGUGUCUGUCGGCGGUACUCUGAAGAUUCCGACUUCCUCGGCGGCGAGGCCCGACGGGGAAGACAACCCAAAGAAACGAAGGAGGAGAGCGUCAAACAGCGAAUUCAUCGACGUGAACGAAAACCACGUUUCGGUGUCUUCAGGACUCGCACCAAUCGCUCAAACCGCAUAUGGCGGUGUUGCCAGUGGCGGUGGUGGUGGAGUAGUUCCACUUUGGAACGGUAACGGUUCAGGGCCUUUCUUCAUGUUCCCAAACGCUUCAAACCCGCCUCAGUAUUGGGCCAUUCCCGCAACGGCGGCCCCAUUUUUUAACGUGCAGGCCCGGCCCAUUUCGGGGUUUGUUUCUGCCUUACAGAUGCACGAACAGGAUAAGCACUCCUCAAAUGGUGGUGCCUCGGAUUCUGUGAACUCUUCGUCCACUGUGGGUUCUAGUAUGAGCUCAGUGAGUGUUACUACCAGCGCCGCCGCUUCCUCCUCAUCCGCCGCCACAACCACUCAAAUACUCAGGGAUUUCUCUUUGGAAAUUUAUGACAAGAAAGAGCUUCAAUUUUUGGGUCAAGCGCCACCUUCUUCAAAGCCUUGAAUGUCAGCAACAAAAACAAAACCAUUAGAUAGUAUUUUUAGUUUUAGACCAUUACUUUUUCAAUUUUAGUUUUGUUAUUUUGGAUAAUGGUUAGGAUUUAAUUAUUUUUAAUGAAAACCUUAUAAGGCUGUUCAUCUUGUUUUAUUUUGAUGAAUUAUCGAUUUUGAUGUUA
This is a messenger RNA of Vigna angularis (adzuki bean), 1178 nucleotides long. RefSeq names its product transcription factor TCP19. Gene Ontology annotation, molecular function: DNA-binding transcription factor activity; sequence-specific DNA binding. The record is from RefSeq and is a predicted model, not a curated record. Bases 23 to 1006 code for a protein of 327 amino acids. Gene Ontology annotation, cellular component: nucleus. The transcript is spliced from 2 exons. Lineage: Eukaryota; Viridiplantae; Streptophyta; Magnoliopsida; Fabales; Fabaceae.